UCUGUCUCACCACUUGUCCCGUUCUAACUUAGUCGCCGCUUUGGAGCCACUCACAAUGGAGUCGAGUUGUUGCUGCAACCGAGGGUAUAAGCGAUUGCAAUAAUAGCUAACUCAUCGCUACAGUGCCUCUGUGAAGUGAUCAUCGUCUCAUGCUCUGAUCGUUUCGAGGUGCUGUCACCUUCUACGAUGCUUUCGAUUAUCUUUUACAUAUUUUUUUUUAGGUGGCGAGUGAGGCCUUUUGGUACCAAGUUGAACAACUCAUUGGCCUUCCGAGUAUUGUUGCAUUAGUUUAGGGCAUCAGAGUUGGAAAACGUUGAGUUCGAAUGAGACAAUUGAAAUCGAAACCAAGCGAUGAAGUGUAAUUGGCUGGGGUGGAUUGUACUUCCCUAGAGAUGUUGUGUCUGGUGCCAGUGGUCCAUGACAGGUUCAUUUUCGAUGCAGAUGUAAGGUGAUUUGACCUGAGGAUGCUAGCUUUCAGUUCCCAUUGUCUUCAGCGGUGCUUAUGAGGAGACUGCAAGUGCAGCUUGAAUUGCGUUGUGUUCCCAAGGAGAAUCAUUGCGCUGGCUUACCUACGUUUAGUUUCUUCCUGGAAAUAUCUCUAGUAUUUUGUCUCAAGCAGAAGUGCAGUUGGUUUGUGAAGCUAGUUCGUCCUCUUCAAACUAGUUUCCAAGUUUACUUGGCAUGAGGUGUGGAAUUUUCUUUCUAGAAUGUUACUUAAGAUGAUGCAAGUGUUUGUGAGCUAUCGCAAGGAGUCACUAUGCGGUUGAGAGUUAGAAGGGGGCGCUUGGAGGCAAAGUCCACAUGCUCUUCCAGCCACCGUCCACUUUCUCUAUUCCGGCACACGUGUGGGUUUAGUGGAAGGUUUUGAGCACCCUGCGCCGAUAUACGGUUCAUAGACGCGUCAUUAGGUGUGCAGCUGGGUCCAGUCGGUGACAGAAUAUCCAUUUCUUCCAAGAAGUUACCGCACUCGGUGUAAGCUUUCUAUGGCGCUUGACAUAGUAGUGACUACGCUGUGGGCACUUCCAGAAUCGCUGGCGUUUUUGCCACUGGAAUGCUCAGUCUAUGACAUGUAUCAUUGAAGAAAUGUACGAGUCCCUGGACUUGCUUCUUAUACGCUAGUGCAGGAAAUUGUUAAGCUUAAUUGACGCAAUGAGGGAAGGUCGAAGAACUUCCAUAACCGGGGAGCUGAUCUUAGUUUGUUUGGCGUCUCUAUCAAUAGUUCCCCAGCUGCAUCAUGCAACCUCCACGGAGGGAAGCGUCAACAAGCUUCACACACAUGGAAAAACCGAACUUGGAGCCGAGGAGCAGGUUAAAGCACACUUCAAUGAAAGAGGAAAAAUGCAGGGAAGUGAGGUACGUCGGCAACUUGCGACAAGUGCUUGUCAAACUGGCAAUUCCAUUGACGAUUGCUGGAGAUGCGACAGCUCAUGGGAAACCAAUCGUCAAUCUCUCGCUGACUGCGCAAUUGGGUUCGGGAAAAAUGCUGUGGGUGGCAAACAUGGGUCACUGUAUGUGGUGACGAAUGACAGUGAUGACGAUGUGGUGAAUCCAAGUUAUGGAACAUUGCGUUGGGCUGCCAUACAGACAGAGCCCCUGUGGAUCAUCUUCUCACAAGAUACAAGUAUCGCGCUCACACAGGAAUUGAUCAUGAACAGCUACAAAACCAUUGAUGGAAGAGGGUACAAUGUACAGAUUUCAGGAGGAGCGGGGAUAACCAUUCAAGGUAUAUCCAACAUUAUCAUUCAUGGCAUUCGAAUGUUCAACCUUGUACCGACAGGUCCCGCCAUGGUGAGAGACUCUCCUGCGCACUAUGGUCAUAGGCUACGGUCGGAUGGGAGUGCAAUCAGCAUCUUUGCAGGAACAAAUGUUUGGUUAGAUCAUUUGUAUCUCUCGGAUUGCACCACCAAUUUGAUUAGUGCUAUAGAAGCAUCAACUUUCAUCACCGUUUCUAAUAGCUACUUCACCAACCAUGACAAGGUGAUGCUAUUUGGAGCGCAUCCAGAGGACACCUUCGACACAGUUAUGCAGGUCACAGUAGCUUACAAUCAUUUCGGAACAGGCCUUACACAGCGUAUGCCGAGAUGUCGUUUUGGUUAUUUUCACGUCUUCAACAAUGAUUACCUGGAUUGGAAAAUGUAUGCCAUUGGGGGUAGCCAAAAUCCCACCAUUCUCAGCGAAGGCAAUCGUUUCAAGGCCUCUGACAAUAACAACUCCAAAGAGGUGACCAAGCGUGUGGCUGAUGGAGGCAACGAUUUCGGGGGUUGGGAGAACUGGAACUGGAGGUCAUCUGAUGACAUGUUCUUGAACGGUGCCUUCUUUCAAGAUUCGGGAUCAUCUAACAUCGACUCUUCCUUGUACGAAAAAGCCACAAGCUUCUCAGCAAAACCAUCAUCGCAUGUCGAAACAUUAACUGCAAAUGCCGGCCCGUUUCAAUGUGGACUUGGGGGAUACUUAUCAUGUGAUUCAGGAACUCCGAAUACAUACGGUGGAUCAGGUGGGUACGGGAGCUCGCCUGGAUGGUAUUCAGCUGGAAUGCGCAAUCACAACAUUCCUGUUCAAGCCGUCUUCUUACUUCUAUUCAGCACACUUAGUGUUGUGUGCAUGUUCAUUUAGCGACUGCACAUGUGGUUGUAAACUAGUGAUAACUCGUUGAUGUUGUCGAAGCAUAAUGAAGUGGGUGCUCCUAUAUAUGUGACACGCAUUGCCUAUUAUCAUUCCAA
Molecule: messenger RNA, 2720 nt
Organism: Physcomitrium patens
Lineage: Eukaryota; Viridiplantae; Streptophyta; Bryopsida; Funariales; Funariaceae
Product: putative pectate lyase 5
Molecular function (GO): pectate lyase activity
Source: RefSeq, a predicted model, not a curated record